UAUUAGGAUAAUAUAAAAUUGAUAAUUACAAUUUUAUUUGGGGGUAGAUCUAGAUUCUCAAUAAUAGCAUCUUGUUAUUAAUGUUAAAAAAUUAAAAAAAGGAAAACCGAAAAAAGGGUGUAGAAGAGUGUGGGGUGUAGUCAAGUCUAUUUGAGUUUUUCUCAGUUGAAAAUGUCAACUGCAUAUGUUCCACCACACCAGAAACCUCCUAACCCACCUCCAACACAAACAACCAUUCAGAAGAUGUUGGAUGAAAAUACACAACUCAUACAGACUAUUAGUGAUUAUCAAAUGAAAGGCAAAAACAAUGACUGUAUUCAGUAUCAGCAGAUUCUUCAUCGGAAUUUGGUUUAUUUGGCAAAUUUGGCAGACUCCAGUACCAAUGUUCAUGCUCUGCUUCCUGCUCCUGGCAAUCAAAUGAGUGGUGGGCCAAUGGGUCAAGGAAAUCCAAUGAGACCACCACCACCUGGAGGACACAUGGCAGGAGGCCCAAUGGGUAACCCAGGCUAUGGACAACAGCAGGGAAGUUUUGGCAUCCAGAAACAGAAUAUGAUGGGUCAACAACCCCAGCAAGGAAUGAUGACACCGAAUCAGCCAAUGAUGACCCCAAAUCAGCCAAUGAUGGCACAGAAUCAGCCAAUGAUGGCACAAAAUCAGCCUAAUAUGUCGCAGCAUCAGCCAAUGAUGGCACAAGGUGGAGUCAGUCAAAUGUCACAGAGUGGCAUGGGACAGAACACAAUCAUCUCCCAAGGUCAGCCCAUGAUGACACAGAACCAACCAAUGAUGUCACAGAACCAACCAAUGAUGUCACAGAACCAACCGAUGAUGUCACAGCAGCAGCCUAUGAUGUCUCAAGGUCAGCCCAUGAUGUCCCAAGGUCAGCCCAUGAUGUCACAAGGCCAGCCCAUGAUGUCUCAGAAUCAGCCCAUGAUGCAACAACACCAGUCUGGGAUGAGUCAGAGUACAAACACCAUGAUGCCAGGAACUCCUAAUCAGAUCAUGCCCAACAGACCUAUGGGACAACAGGGUGGUUACCGCAGAGCUCAGCCAGGUCCGCAGUUUAAUAAUCAGCAAAACUACCCCCAGCAACAGUUUAGUGGGCAACAGCAGCCUCCCCCAUCAGGUCAGCAGCCACCCUACACCCAGUCAGGACCCCAAGCUAACGUGUCAACAUCGGCUCCACAACAAAGCCAGUUUCUCCCUGGUCAGCAGAAUCAAGGCAAUCCCAGAGGAUAUGCUCCAUACAGGCAGCCUGGGAUGAUGGGCCCAGCUGGGAUGAUGGGACAACAGCAAGGGAGCAUGAGUGGACAGCCUGGUACACCCCCCAUGGGACAACAAGGAAGUAUGCCAGGUGCUAUGGGGCAAGCUAACAUGUCUAAUCAGAUGGGGGGACCUCAGAACCCACCAGGUCCACUGGGCGAUUUAGGGCAGAAACAAAUUGGUGGGCCCCAGAACAUGCCAAAUCAGAUGACUGGUCAGCAAGGCACAAUGUCCAAUCAAAUGGUAGGGCAGGGAAGUAUGCCAAAUCAGAUGGGCAUGCAAGGGCAGAUGGGGGGCCCACCAGGAGGGAUGAACAUCCCCCAAACUAUGUCUAACCAGAUGGGAACAAACAGUAUGCAGGGCAACAUGCCCAGUCAAAUGGGGCAGAUGCAAGCUGGUAUGGGUGGUCAGGGAAGUAUGCCUAACCAGAUGGGAGGACCCCAGGGCAACAUGUCUGGCCCACAGGGUGGCAUGUCCAAUCAGAUGGGAGGACCCCAAGCAAAUUCCAAUCCAGCUCAAAUGGGCAGCCAGCAGAAUAUGGGCCAAGGUCAGAUGCAAGGAGGCUAUGGGGGUUACAACCAAGGCCAAUAUUAAUCUGUCAUUAAUGAUAUAAACCCUUGUACAUUAUUUGUCCUGCAAUCUUAUUGCCUUUAUCAUGUGGAGAAGUGCAAUGAUUCUCUCACUUUCCAAAACUUUUUUUUUUUAAAUUGAAUUUUUUCCCUCUAUUUUACAAUAAUGUUGAUUGUUAAAUAAAUUGUUCUUGAAGGAAUCAUUGUAUUUUGUACAUUUAUGCAGAUGUCUUUAUAUUGUUGCGCUAAUUGGUAUAGUCAAAAUUGUACUUCUAAAAUUAACCAAAACUUUUACAUUAUAUGUCUAUAGGUUUUUCUUUUUAUACCUUUGUUUUAGUUCUAUGAGACAUCCAAGUAAUGUAAUGUAGGCUAAUUUUUAAAAAAUGUUACUGCAUUUUGAGCUGAUGCUUUAAAAAGCAGCCUAUAUAAAAAGCUAUUUGUAAAGCUUUAUAAAAUUAUUUUCUAAUAGUUCCUUCAUAUAUCAUUUUACUUGACUAAAUCAAUAUAUCUUUGGUUUUGGCUGUUGCUAACUUUUAAUAAAUCGUAUUAAUGAUUUUAGCAUAGACUAAAAUAUGUACUUUUGAAAAUUACAAAAUCUGAAAUAUUAAUACUCAGCAUUUACAUUUUUGUUUAUGUUAAGUAUGAAGUUGUGUUCCCAAACAAAUGUAAAAUUAUAAUACUAAUGCUUAUCAAUGCUAAAAAAAUGUUGGCUAUCUGAAGCUUCGACUGAUGUCAGUAAAUGUACAUAGUUAUCCCCUCACUGGAGCUCAUAAAAAUUGUAUUUUGUAACUUUUUAUAUCUAAUUUGUUUGUGUAAAUCUUUUUCAUUUUAAAAUUGAAUAUUAUGAUAGACAAAACAUGCUGUAGUGCUCUCUGCAUAUUUUCAAGUGAAAUGUCUGUUACAUUUUGUACUAACCAGCAGAUUGUCAAAACUACCAGUGUGCCUUUGGUAGUGUCCUUAGUUUCAACUGUUGACCUAAAUCCUGAUAUGGCAGUCUUGCACAUUUUUUGUACUUAAAAUGUAUAAAGUUUCAAUGACAUUUUUAUCCAAUUUAUCUCCUUCAGAACAUGGAAACAUUAACAGGUACCUUUCAAAAAUUAUUUAACAAGCUGAGUAACAUGUCAUUGCUGUGGUUUAUAGACUAACUUGUACUGUUUCAUUUUUCUUUAUGUCAGUAUUUUUAGCUGAAAUUUUUAAUGUAAAUAUUCUCAUGUUAAUGUCAUUACUUGCAAUGUAUGCACUGUGUUGAGUGUGUGUUCAAAUGUAUCAAAUGAUGAUCAAAAAAUAACCACAGACUGGAUAACUAUUUUUAAAAUAAUGGCAUGCUGUUUUACAGAAAAUAAAAAAGUCAACA
Messenger RNA from Physella acuta, 3183 nucleotides. RefSeq names its product AT-rich interactive domain-containing protein 1A. Gene Ontology annotation, biological process: positive regulation of transcription by RNA polymerase II. Lineage: Eukaryota; Metazoa; Mollusca; Gastropoda; Physidae. Gene Ontology annotation, molecular function: transcription coactivator activity. Gene Ontology annotation, cellular component: nucleus. The record is from RefSeq and is a predicted model, not a curated record.